Helianthus annuus (common sunflower) is the source of this 1227-nucleotide messenger RNA. RefSeq names its product probable serine/threonine-protein kinase clkA. Lineage: Eukaryota; Viridiplantae; Streptophyta; Magnoliopsida; Asterales; Asteraceae. The transcript is spliced from 2 exons. The record is from RefSeq and is a predicted model, not a curated record. Bases 1 to 1227 code for a protein of 408 amino acids.
AUGGCAAACCAAAACUCAACCCAAAACCUCAACCAAAAUCAAUUCCAAUACCGAAGCAACUUCAAUCCCGCCCAAAACGUUCAACCUAUACCUCAAGAGCGACCGGGUGGUAAUAACAAUACCGGACCACCUACACCACCUUUCCAAAACCAAAAUCCCAACAAUACCCAAAGAACCCCACCACAACAAAACCUUCAUCGACAACAAUCCUUACCCCUAAACCUUGAUGAUCGAAAUGCCAAUUCCGACCGCCGAGGCACCCGAGAUCGCGGGAAUCCCGCGAACGAAGAUCUAUUCUUCAACAUAGACGAUUUAAGGAACACCAUCCCCGAUUAUGAGCCGUUUAGUGUUCCUGGUUGCCAAUCUCCAGAACAUGUAAGCAUUCAUACGGAAAAUUCGGACGAUGGGGGGUACUAUGAUGAUCGGGCUAACGAUGACGAAGAUUGGGGAUACGUGAAUCGGGGUAAUGGUUACAAUGCAGGAGGGUAUGAAGAUGAGGAAUUUGGCUACCAAAAUGCCAAUUAUUUUGGGGAUGAAGACUACGGGUAUGGGAAUAGAAGAGAUGACGGUUACGAGAAUAACCACCAACCACGAAAUAACAACCAAAGGAACCGAAAUGACGGGUUUUACAAUAACAACAACAAUGGCAACCCUAAUCGUAUUCCUCGUUUCGUGGGAGGGGGUAACCAAAGGGGUAACCAAGGUGGAAAUCGAAGAGACGAUAGAAGAGAGGAGGUCAAGCUUCAUUUGUUCCAAUUGUCGUUGAAAGACAAGGCAAAGCAAUGGUUUCUCACACUUCCGGCGAAUAGCAUCCGGACAUGGGGUGAGAUGCAACAAGCCUUCUUAGACGAAUACUAUUCGAUGGCAAAAACCGACGAUGCUAGGGAUGAAAUAAGGUCAUUUCGGCAACUAUCGAGUGAACCGUUGCAUGAAGCAUUCACUCGAUUCAAGGAAUUGAUGCGAAGAUGCCCACAUCACCAAAUAGAAAAGUGGGAAUUGGUGAAGUGUUUUGUACAUGGGUUGGAUGACACAACAUGGAAUCGUCUCGAAUCGACGAGCAAUGGGGCUCUUUUGAGCAACCAUGAAGACGAUGAUUGGGAGUUUUUGGAACGGAUGAGUAAACGUUCAAAAGAAAAAGAAUUGGCCGAUCGAGCUAAGAAACACCCCAUUUCCCGAUCACUUCCCGAUCUCGACUCUAAGGAUCGGAUUUCUACCUUAGAGCGGUAA